Phytophthora infestans T30-4 is the source of this 1056-nucleotide messenger RNA. RefSeq lists its product as uncharacterized. The transcript is spliced from 3 exons. Bases 43 to 987 code for a protein of 314 amino acids. The record is from RefSeq and is a predicted model, not a curated record. Lineage: Eukaryota; Oomycota; Peronosporomycetes; Peronosporales; Peronosporaceae.
AACGGACUGUGAUCUAAACUUCGAAGAAGAGGCGAUAAAACGAUGAUGAAGACGUUGCUGGGCGCCGUGCUGUGCGGGCUGACGGCUGCUACGUCAGCCGCAUCGGUAUCCAGCCAUCUCCCCCAUGUUCCGCUAUUUAUGUGGUCCCAACGCCCUAUUUUCGCUGGAUCGAACGCCUACCUGAGCUCCGAGAUGGAUGAAGCCGCUGUGGCGUCCGCUGUUGGGCGCGUACUGAACCGUGAUGCAAGUGCUGACAAAGAGGGCGUGCUGAGCACCCAAGUAUCUUUCUCCCAACAGGCAGAACUCAUGUGUUUAUUUCUUCUUCCGGCACUGGCCUCGGAGGAUGUAUCGCUUCUUUCAAGAGGGGCGGGCUCACAUGUGCAGAAUGCAAUUGAGGGCUCUGUAUCGUCGGUGGUGAUUCCACACACUACUCGAUCGAAGCCACUUCUUCCCGAAAUAACGAGCGUCAAGCCUCAUAUCGUGGGGGCUCAGGACUUGGAUGUGUUUAUCACGUCCGCGGAGGGACAGGCUUUGCUUGCGAACGGCAAGACAGACCUGCUGGUCGUUCAACUGCCCGAAUCAAUGUCAUUGUCCGACGUGGAUUCCGCCAUCGAGACAGCCUCUAGAAGCCUCAACGCUGCUACGGGUGGCAAGACGGACUUUGCCUUUACUGGCAACGACGCCAACGCGGUUGAUAUUCAAGACUCUCUUCCACGCCGCCUUGCUGCUCAGACCAAGACCAAAAGGACGAACUCUACUGCUGAUGCCGCCAUGUUGUGCGAAGCAGGCUACCUUGUCGGGUAUAACGCGGCGGGAAAAGCUUUCUGCUUCUCGCACUAUGUGAACAUCACCCCUGACAUCAUGGCAGGUCUCCUCUUUGGUCUCCUGUUCGUUUUCUUGGCGUAUAUCGGACUGGGUGUGCUGCACCAGAUCCAGACGCCACAGAGGUACCCAUCGCACGGAGCACCGCGCGGCAAGGAGUUUUAAGUCGUCGACUUUGGGCCUUUAUGCGCAACAACACUGAAGAUGCAUUAAAAUGAAACUUUAUACUAACAA